Molecule: messenger RNA, 5845 nt
Organism: Dicentrarchus labrax (European seabass)
Lineage: Eukaryota; Metazoa; Chordata; Actinopteri; Moronidae
Product: bone morphogenetic protein receptor type-2
Exons: 13
Coding region: 979-4188 (1069 amino acids)
Biological process (GO): protein phosphorylation; vasculature development; BMP signaling pathway
Cellular component (GO): plasma membrane; signaling receptor complex
Molecular function (GO): ATP binding; transforming growth factor beta receptor activity
Source: RefSeq, a predicted model, not a curated record
ACACCAACCCACAGCAACCUGAUACCGGAGACGAGCGGUCCAGACAAGCCUGCAAACGAGGCGUUCCCAGCCGCCCUUGUCUGUCUGUCUGACUGUCUGUCUGUCUCUCUGUCUGUCUGCACCGGCGGAGCUCCGAGCCGUCAACGCCAAACGCGAGCCGACCGCCUCGGGGAAGAUCACAUCAAGAAGAAGAGAUAUCUAUUCACUCAACCCCGUCGUCUGCCAGCUCGGGAGCAAUAAUCCCCGUCUAUCGCAGAGCAGGGAAAAGAAAUCUCACGGCUAGAGACGCUGUUGACCUGUGAUUUAUUUAUUUAUUUCUUUCUUUCUACCCCAGAGAGAGAGAGAGAGAGAGAGAGAGAGAGAAGGAGACCGUGAAAUGAGACGGGACGCGGGGGGACUCACUGGUUAGCUGUUAGGCUAACAUCGGUUAGCAGCCAGCUUGUUAAAACCCUCACCGAGCUAAUUUGGCUAUCGCUCGUAUGCCAAGUUGUUCCCCCCGUUGUGUGGGGCUGUUUGGGGGCAUGGCGUGUGUGUGCGCGAUUUAGUUGUGUGUCGGUGAUUUUUCUCUGCUGGUAUUUACCCUGUUUGCCCCAAAGUUUUGUCGCCCUGGGCAGCUAGCAUGUCGGCUAGCAGAUAUGGACGUUGUUCGCUGGCUAGCUGUAGAUGGCAAACAAGUUAGCUGCCUGCUUUAUAGGGACUAACUUAACUUUUUGUUUUGUUUUUAUUGGCAGUGAAUUAUUAGUUAUCAAAUCACGUCCACCGACCUUCUCUUUUUUCCUCUAUUUUUUUAAAUUUUUUUUUUUUUUUGCAUCAUUUCUCGAUGUGCUCCAUGCCUGAGAGAUCAGUUCAAGUUAUUGAGCUGACGUGAGGAAAAUAAGGGAGUUAAAGAAGAACAACAACAACAUAAAAACAACAACAAGACGUUUAACGGGACUUGGAGGAGCUCCAACUACGAGACCAAAGUCGAGGUACACUGUCAUGGCUGUCAUGGGCCGGAUCACGAUGAAAUCUCUCGCCAAAUUUGGGUUUUGCCUGACGAUCCUGCUCACUUCUGUGGCCGCGGCGCAGGGUGAGGAGAGGGAGUGUGCCUUCACAGACCAGCACCAGCAGUGGGAGGUGGAUCGAGUGGCGGGGGGCGAAGGCCGGGUCUCCCCAGAGAACACCACCAUCCGAUGUGCCAAGGGCAGCCACUGUUUUGGACUGUGGGAGAAAAGUCCUCCAGGCGAAGUGCGACUUGUCAAACAAGGUUGCUGGACACAUCUGGGCGACCACCAGGCUUGCCGUGACGACCGCUGUGUCGUGACCAACCUCCCUCCACAGAUGCAGAAUGGGACGUACCACUUCUGCUGCUGCGGCAGCGACAUGUGCAAUGUCAACUUCACAGAGGACUUCCCACCGCCCAGCCCCACCACUGCGCAACCCAUCUACUCUGGCACACUGGGCUACAAAGAGACAGUAAUUAUCACCCUGGCAACAGUCUCCGUGCUGGCCGUGCUUGCUGUAGCAGCCUUCUUUGGUUAUAGCAUGAUGCACGGAGAUGGGAAGCAAGGGCUUCACAACCUCAAUAUGAUGGAGGCUGCUGGCUCUGAGAGCUCUCUGGACCUAGACAAUCUCAAACUGCUGGAGCUGAUUGGGCGUGGCAGAUACGGCACCGUCUACUGUGGCUCUCUGGACGAGCGACCCGUGGCUGUGAAAGUGUUCACUGCAGCCAACCGGCAGAACUUCCUAAAUGAAUGCUCCAUCUACCGGCUACCGCUGCUGGAGCAUGACAACAUCGCCCGGUUUGUGGCUGCAGACGAGCGGACAGGCCCAGAGGGACGCACCGAAUACCUGCUCGUCAUGGACUACUACCCACAUGGCUCUCUGAGUCGCUACCUGAGCGUCCAGACCAACGAUUGGGUCAGCAGCUGCCGUCUCGCUCACUCCGUCACUCGCGGCCUGGCGUACCUGCACACCGAGCUCUUCAAAGGAGACUUGUACAAGCCCGCCGUUUCCCACAGGGACCUGAACAGCCGAAAUGUUCUCGUCAAGGCUGAUGGCACGUGUGUCAUCAUUGAUUUCGGCCUGUCCAUGAAGCUGACAGGAAACAGGCCGGCGCGUCACGGAGAGGAGGAAAAUGCUGCUAUAAGUGAGGUGGGGACUAUCCGCUACAUGGCUCCAGAGGUUCUGGAGGGGGCGGUGAACCUGAGGGACUGUGAGUCGGCGCUGAAGCAGGUGGAUAUGUACGCCCUGGGCCUGAUCUACUGGGAGACCUUCAUGAGAUGUACCGACCUUUUCCCUGGAGAAUCUGUGCCAGAGUACCAGAUGGCCUUCCAAGCGGAGGCAGGGAACCACCCGACGUUUGAGGACAUGCAGGUCCUGGUGUCCAGGGAGAAGCAACGGCCCAAAUUCCCCGAGGCCUGGAAAGAGAACAGUUUGGCGGUUCGCUCUUUGAAAGAGACAAUGGAGGACUGUUGGGACCAGGAUGCAGAGGCCCGCCUCACGGCACAAUGUGCAGAGGAACGACUGGCAGAGCUGCUCCUCAUAUGGGACCGCUCCAAGUCUGUCAGCCCUACACUCAACCCCAUGUCCACCACCCUGCACAAUGAGAGAAAUCGCAUGACACCGAAGUCUGGCCCGUACACAGACCACCCCUCCACCUACAUCGAAGAGCACGAGGGUGUGCCCAAGAACACGCAGCAGGACACCACUAGCUCUGUGAGCGGUCGAGCCGGAGCUGGGACCGGAGAGAGAAACAGGAAUUCAAUCAACCAGGAGCGGCAGCAGCAAGCCAACGCCCGCCUGCCCAGCCCAGAGGGCAGCAGCACCAGCAUGGGCCUGAGAGGCAGCCCCUCAGCCUCCACUACAACCACCACUAUUAUCUCUGAGUCUGAGGGACCUGUAGUGGUCGCCACAGUCCCCGUCUGCCUCCACCUGACCCAGGAAGACCUGGAAACCACCAAGCUUGACCCCAAAGAGGUGGACAAGAACCUGAAGGAGAGCUCGGACGAGAACCUGAUGGAGCACUCACAGAAGCAGUUCUGCUCACCCGAUCCACUGAGCCCCGGCAGCUCCAGCCUCCUUUACCCCCUCAUCAAGAUGGCCACUGAGGCAUCGGGCACGUCAGACGCCGCCGGGCCCAUGCCCACCACCAUAUUCCCCCUGCCCAAGCAGCAGAACCUGCCCAAGAGGCCGUCCAGUCUGCCCCUGCGCACCAAACCCACCAAGAAGGAGUCUUCAUCGUCUUCGCUCAGGUUCAAGUUUGGUCGCUCAGGGAAGUCCAACCUGCGGCAGGUGGAGGGAACAAAGAUGAACAUUGGUGCAGUAACGGGCACGAACACAGCCGUAGAGGCUCAUCGGGGCACAGGCACGAACAACACACCUGUCCUACGAGACACGCAUGUCAACGGCAGCGUUAACGGUGCAGUUAACGGUCACGCCAGCACUGCAAUCUCGUCCAUGGCUACGGGUGGAGCGACAGGAUUCGGAGGAUCCAGCAUAACUCAGAACGGGUCCGGAGUGCUGAGGUCGGACGACGGCCGUCUCAGCCUCGGCGUCAUCACAGCCAGCCCAGACGAACACGAGCCCCUUCUGAGCCGCGAGCGAGAGCAGCCCGACCCGAGAGACGCGUCCUCGAGCGUCGCCGCUCUCCGCUCGGCCCGACCCAACACCAACAACAACAACAGCAACAACGGCCACGGCAAGGGGGACGGGGAGAGCGGAGGAGAGAGUGAUGGAGGAGAGGAGGAGGGGAGCGGGGAAGGAGGAAGCAGGGAAACCACGGGGCCCCCGGGAGAAAGCUCGGGGUCGGGAUCCGGCGCCGCUGACCACCACGGGCAAGCUCCAGUCACCAUGAGAGGGGAGGCCCUGCUCAGGCAGCCCAGAGCCCGCAGGCCUGAGAGACCCAACUCCCUGGACCUGUCCUUCACUACACAGGACCUGGCCUCACUAGGGGAGGGCUUGGUACAGCCAGAUGGAGCCUUGGGGGGGACAGGAGAGAAGAUCAAGAAGCGCGUCAAAACCCCCUACUCCCUGAAGAAGUGGCGACCCACCACAUGGGUCAUCUCCACAGACACCCGGGGGCCGGAGGUCAACAACAACGGCUCCUCCCGCGGCCAAGGUCACAGUCAGAACCGGCCCAAGUCCACUUCGGCGAUCUACCUGCGGGGGGGGAGCUUGGCCAGCGAGCCCAGCGACACGCAUGUGUGAACUCGGACCCUCUGACAAGACUGAAGAAAAAAAAAUGUAAAAAAUAAGCAGAGAACGUUUUGGUUUGCUGUCUGCUGAGCUCUCUGCUCUGAAUCAGCAAGAGGAAGCUAUGAUGGAGUGUCUUGUGAACAAACAGUCGAGUCUGAUCGUGUACAGUAAUUAGGUCUGUCUCGCUCCUGUGUGUCUUUCUGAUGAUGGCAUUGCUUUAAAUGGAAUCCAGCUAUGCAGCAUUCUCACCCGCUUGUUUCCGUAUCUUAUUAAUCUCCCCUUUUUGUCGGUUUUUGUUUCAUCCUUUACAAACGUGUAGCAAUCGAUUUCUUUUUUUUUUUUUUCUUCUUUUCUAUGUGCACUUUGAACCGAUUAAAAUCAGUGUUUAGAAGUCCUGUCUGUUGCGACCACGACAAGAAAGUGGUCUCUAAACUUAAAAAGGCGAUGAAAAACAAUCAACACUUUGAGCGUUCUUUUCUCGUACUUUGCUGUAUCAAGCAAUGUCCUGGAGGUGGGCUCUGUAAAAGAAUUGACGGUCUUAAAAGACGGAACAAACUACUUUAACUGUUAUCUUUUUAUUUCCUUGAUUUGUAUGCAAUACCAAUUCUUGUCCUUUUUUAAAUAUGUAUCCAUUUUUUUUUGUAUCAUAAUUUUUAAUUGUGCAAUAGGAUGUAGCUUUUAGAUGCUUUCGAUGUUUUUAUCGCUUCCAUUAUUUUGGUCAUUAUUUUGAUAUGUUAAUCUCUGUUGCACUUAUGAAUAGUCACAAUCGUUUUUUGUAAACAAUCUACAUACGCUAUCACCCCCCCUGACUCAAGAGGAGAAAAUGGAUGACAAUCCUCUCUUUCCUUCUUCUCUGGACUAUUUUUAGGGGGCACAAAAAACACUAAACAAUCAAUCGCAGCUGACUGGAAAAGUGAGUUUUCGUGGAACUUCUUGAACAAUUGCACCAGGAAUGACUCAAACUUUGGGGUCUUUUAACACUACAAUCACCAGAAUCAAAUCUACGGAGGGAUCUGUUACAGUGGCCCGACGCAAUCACUGUACCACUAUCACCUGACCUCACUGUGGACUGUGUGUUUUAGCUGUCUGUAUAUGACUGAAAGACUAGAAACACUAGAAAGAUCGAACUCUGUUGGGAAUCCGAAACUAGUCUAAAAAAAAAAAAACCCCUCAAAAAACCAAACCCCCCUCUGAAGCACGCUGGAUAUUAUUUCUGCUUCUUGUUGUCUCAUCCCUUGAUGUUCAAAUGACUGAUUCAGUGUAUGUGUGAGAGAGAGAGAGUGUGUGUGUGUGAGAGAGAGAGAGAGAGAGAGUGUGUGUGUGCACAUGUUGUGUUUCUAUAUGUCAGCAAGCAUUAGAAUUGUUGGGGCCUAGCGCUGUACAGGCGUGCUGAAAUGUCAUUGUACUCAUUCUGUAUUUUCAGCGCUGCUUCAGGGCAUAUGAAAAGAUCUCAUUUAUGUUUUUGUAAUCUGUAAUUUGUAUGAAAAAAACAUAUGUAUGUGUAUUGCAUUAAUAUUUGCAUCAUUUUUAUGGAAUUCUGUUUUUGCAUUCAAUGGACAUGGCCUUUGAUUCCAUUGCUAUGCGUCUGCUCGGUACAGUUUCUGUAAACAUUUUCAAGUCAAUAUGAAAGAAAAAGUUCUCAAUAAAUGUAUGAAAUAAUUGUUGCUUA